GGGCUUACUUCCGAGGCAGACGCGGAAGUGCUGGGAGGCCCGGUGGCUGAGGUCGGUUGCCGGACUUCUGGCCCGGCCUUUCGCCUUGGGAAAGUUCUGGAGGGGUAGAUUCCUAAGAAGCCGGCUUCCGGCAACCCAGACGAGACGAAGCCGGCGCUCCUCGGCCUGGGAGCCGAUGCCGGCCGCGCCCUGGAGGCCCCGUAGCGGGGCCGGACGAUGAGCCUGCUGGGCGGCCCGGCCUCCUCGCCGCGGGCCCCGCUGCAGUCCAGCAAGGCCAGGAUGAAAAAGCUCCCGAAGAAGAGCCAGAACGAGAAGUACCGGCUCAAGUACCUGCGGCUGCGCAAAGCAGCCAAAGCCACCGUGUUUGAAAAUGCUGCUAUUUGUGAUGAAAUUGCUCGUCUUGAGGAAAAAUUUCUUAAAGCAAAAGAAGAAAGACGGUAUUUGCUAAAGAAGCUCCUCCAGCUUCAGGCUCUAACUGAAAGCGAGGUACAGGCCGCAGCGCCUUCCCACAGCUCCAGUGUGCCCCUAACUUACGGCGUGGCCGGCUCUGUGGGAGCCAUACAGGGAGCUGGGCCCAUCUCUGGGCCCAGCGCUGGGGCUGAGGAACCGUUUGGGAAGAAAUCCAAGAAGGAGAAAAAAGAAAAAGGCAAAGAGAACAACAAACUGGAAGUUCUGAAGAAAACUCCAAAAAAGAAAAUGGAGGGAGGUGCUCGCAAGCUGGUUCAGCCCAUUGCCCUGGAUCCCUCAGGACGGCCUGUGUUCCCCAUCGGACUGGGGGGUCUAACAGUAUAUAGCCUGGGGGAGAUCAUCACCGACCGACCUGGCUUCCAUGAUGAGAGUGCCAUCUACCCUGUUGGCUACUGCAGUACUCGGAUAUAUGCCAGCAUGAAGUGCCCAGACCAGAAGUGUCUGUAUACCUGUCAGAUCAAGGAUGGUGGCAUGCAACCCCAGUUUGAAAUUGUUCCCGAAGAUGACCCCCAGAAUGCCAUUGUCACCUCUUCUGCAGAUGCCUGUCAUGCAGAACUGCUCAAGACCAUAAGUAUUACUAUGGGGAAACUAAUGCCCAACCUGCUUCCAUCUGGAGCUGACUUUUUUGGGUUUUCUCACCCAACUAUUCACAACCUGAUCCAGAGUUGUCCAGGAGCUCGAAAAUGUAUCAAUUACCAGUGGGUGAAGUUUGAUAUAUGGAAACCUGGAGAUGGGCAGCCGCCCCAGGGACCACCAGAGGAUGAUGCAAGUAUAAGCUUUGAAGCCUUUCAGAGACAGGCCUUUGAUGAAGAUCGUACUGAUCCCAUUCUGCAAGGAUCCUUGGACCUUCCAGAGCUUCAGCCCACGGCCUUCGUGUCUUCUUAUCAACCCAUGUUCCUGACGCAUGAACCCCUGGUAGACACUCACCUACAGCACCUGAAGUCUCUGUCCCAGUGUAGCCCAACUCAGUCUUCAGAUUGAUCAGGAAGGGGUCAGAUGCCACAUCAUUUAACUUAAAGUAAAACUUAGAAUAUGGAAGAAGGCAGCAGUUCAGGAACGAAGGAGAUACACAUUUUGUUACCGAGGUUCCUGUGGUGACAGUGUUCCCUUGGAAAAACUGCAGCUGCUUUAUUUUUAGCAAUAAAUUUCUCUUUACAAAUCUGCUUAUUUUCAUCUCAUUGUGAUCAGGAUUUUUUUCUUUCUUUUUUUUUUUUUUUUUUUGCUUAGCUCUGCCCGAAGUGGUAGAGCAAACCUAAGUGUUCUAUAAGCCGGAAUGAGAACAGGCUGCAGACUCAGGAGGGAGAGGUGGGAGGAGUCCCAGCCUUCCACCUGGAUUCUGAUCCUAGCUCCAGGAAUGAAGGCCCAGCCCCUGCUACCCCAGCAGCUGCUUCAUUUCUAUGUCUGGACGAUCACAGUCCAGUCUGCUUCUCCCCAAGCCAGAGAGGCUGGCCAAGGCAUGCCGUUCAUCUUUUUCUUCACACUUCAUAUCCUUCAAGGGAAACAAAAAGUCCUCUGUAAUACUUCCUACCGGCUCUUUGCCGUUCCUUACCCGAGAAUGUGCUUGUAGCUGAAUACGUUGAAUCCACAUGAUGGCACAGAUACAACAUGCCGGGAGGGCAGGGGCGCUCCCACCCUCCCUAACAGGCUCACCCAGUCACUUCACUAGCUCUGUAAUAACUUGACUCCGUAUUUUGUGCAACCGAAUGUGUUGGACCCUGCCCGUGGCACUAAGGUACAGGUUUACCGCAUCACCCCAUCUGGACCCCAGCAGUACCGCAUGGGAGGCCUGCUGUCCGUCCAACCAGGGACCGGGACAGCUGGAAGGAAGCAACAGAAGGACCCCAGAAGGAGGAGAACGAGGAAGGAGUGUCAGUUGUCACUGUGCUGCAGUUCGUAGCUGCUGACCAGGGACAACACGAAGGGGUUUGUUUCCUAGGAACAGAUGGGCAGCAGAAGUAUCAGAAACGAAAGUUAACUGCUAGUAAUUGUAUGGCUCUUAA
Molecule: messenger RNA, 2468 nt
Organism: Lynx canadensis (Canada lynx)
Lineage: Eukaryota; Metazoa; Chordata; Mammalia; Carnivora; Felidae
Gene: FYRD1
Product: transforming growth factor beta regulator 1
Biological process (GO): regulation of cell cycle
Cellular component (GO): nucleus
Source: RefSeq, a predicted model, not a curated record